AUGCAGUUCCUUACGACCAUCCUCAUGGCAGCCGCCGCCGUCCAGGCCAUCGCCCUGCCAGACCCCGUCGCCAAACCCGCUCCCAACCCCGUUGCCGAGGCAGACCCGUGGUGUACCAAGCCCGGACAGCCAUGCUGGAAGCGUGCCGUCGAAGCCAUGGACAGACGCGAAGCCCUCCCGGAACCCGUUGCCAAGCCGGCGCCGAACCCUGUGGCCGAGCCCGAGCCAUGGUGCACCAAGCCCGGUCAGCCCUGCUGGAAACGCGCCGUCGAGGACGCCAUGCUAGAAGCCGUCAGGCGCGCAGCCCAGCCCGAGCCCGCUCCCGUAGCAAAGCCCGCCCCCAACCCAGUCGCCGAACCGGAGCCAUGGUGUACCAAGCCCGGCCAACCGUGCUGGAAGCGCGCCGUCGAAGAAGCCAUGAAGCGCGAAGCCCUUCCGGAACCCGCCCCCGUCGCGGAGCCCGAGCCGUGGUGCACUAAGCCCGGCCAGCCCUGCUGGAAGCGCACCGUGGAGGACAUCAUGGACGAGAUGCUACGGCGCGAGGCUCAGCCCGAGCCGGCUCCCAUCGCCAUGCCUGCUCCUAACCCUGUCGCGGAGGCUGCUCCCUGGUGCACGAAGCCCGGCCAGCCUUGCUGGAAGCGCGCGGUCGAGGCCAUGGAGAAGCGUCAGCCUGUUCCGGCGCCUGCUCCCGUUGCGAAGGCCAUGCCGAACCCUGUUGCGGUGGCGGACCCGUGGUGCACGAAGCCUGGGCAGCCGUGCUGGAAGAGGGCUGAGCAGGAGGGCAGGGUUGUUCCUGUCACGACGGCCUGGUGA
Colletotrichum siamense is the source of this 813-nucleotide messenger RNA. It is a transcript of the gene ccg-4, whose product is annotated as Clock-controlled pheromone ccg-4. The transcript has a single exon. The record is from RefSeq and is a predicted model, not a curated record. Lineage: Eukaryota; Fungi; Ascomycota; Sordariomycetes; Glomerellales; Glomerellaceae. The coding region runs from base 1 to 813 and encodes 270 amino acids.